Molecule: messenger RNA, 2816 nt
Organism: Fundulus heteroclitus (mummichog)
Lineage: Eukaryota; Metazoa; Chordata; Actinopteri; Cyprinodontiformes; Fundulidae
Exons: 21
Coding region: 68-2725 (885 amino acids)
Source: RefSeq, a predicted model, not a curated record
CUACCAGCUUUAUAAGCAGCGCGAAACAUAGGAACUCUUAGGUUACUGGUCUUCCACAGACUGUAUCAUGGGUCAUCUUCUUGGAUUAGGGUGGAUUUUUCUCUUGAUAGCUGCUGGAACUAUAGAGGCUCAAAAGAAGCCCUCUAUAAAUAUCAGCACGAAAUGCUUGGGGAAUAUCAUGCGUGUGGAUGUUGGCCCACUUGGAGGAACCCUUUUGGAUGUUGCUGUUAUCAUAAAUAACACAGGUGUUGGCCUUACACCAAGUAUCGCAGCCCAGUGUGGGUUCAGCAUGAAGAGUGACCCAUUUGGGAAUGCCCUGAUUUACGUCUCCCUCCAAAACUGUUUUGCUCAAAAUGCGGAAGAUGAAUUGUUCACAACAGCACUACAACUUCGCCUGCAUGGGAGCCAGUUUGGUCAAGAUGAGGUGUAUCGUGUGGUUGAAACCUGCCAGUAUGACGUCUGGGCCUCCAGAGAAGUCAUCUGUGACUACAACUACAUGGAAGUGUCUGUAAGACGUGCAGCUCCUGAUGACUUUCCCCUGCCUGGCCACUCAGUCUCUAGCUCAAAGCCUUUAAACUCUCGCCGAGCUGCAGAGAAACGUCCUAUGGAUACCGGCUUCAGAGCCACUACAGUUGUCUUUUUCACGGCAGAGGGAGAAAAGCCUAUGAGUGUGACUGACGCACAGAAAAGUGGCUAUGGCAUUGGAAUUACUCCUACUAGGCUAGUCUUGAGAAGUCCAAUGAUGGCACCAGAAACUUACACACAGAAAGUAGCGGGCGUUCCCAUGAGGGUUUUCAAAACUUCAACAAUCUUUGAAAAGAAGUGGCUGGCAACUCAAGUUGAUGCAGCAGCUGCUUGCCCACUCCAUGAGGGUAGCGUCUUCUUCACUCAAAGCACAAUCACCUGGUACCUGCCCCGGCAGAUCGACCCGAUGAUCUCAUCUGGCCAGUUUAAUCUUUUGGAAGUGCACUUUGGCAUAAAUGGACAACGGCUGGACGCUGCAGAGAUGCAGGCCCGUGACUACUCCAUAUCUCUCGACGACUUCUACGUAAUCACUGAACUUCCCAUCGGGGGUGUUGGCGGCUACUACAAGAGCCACAUUCAAGAUGACCUGUACUACGUCUCUUACAUGAUUGAGCCAAUGAUUGAACUCCUCUGGACAGAGGAUUCCUCUCAUGAACAAACAAAAUACAAAGUCUUCUUUCACAUUGCAACACAUCUUAUACCUCGACCCCUAGAGCUUAUUGAUAAUACAGUCCCAGGGGAGGAUAUGUUUAAGAUGACGCUGGGCCACUUUGCUCCGGAUGUGGUUCUGAUGAACAUUACCUUCCCAACGGGGGUUCUGUCCAUGCAGGACUGCAGCGCCCGAGGCUUUAACAUCUUGGAGCACUUGUCCCCAAAUAGCAGUAUGAAGGUCUUCACGCUUCAAGUGCCAUUCGCAGACCCUGCCGUCCUGAAGCAGGCUGGAAAUGGUGUAACUGUCUACUCUCUUCACCUGACCUUUGGUUUGAUGCUGGUGGAUGAGCUCGUAUUCUUCUCUUAUGCAGCUAGUUUGGAAGCUGUAGUCAAGGACUUGGCAGUCCCACCUUCAGUCUCUGGUGGCUGUGAUAACAGUAACUUCUAUGUCCUGGUGAAAUAUGGGACCCAAGGCUUCAACUUUCAGACCAUGGUGGGAAAGCGAUUCAUGACCCCUAGUCUGGCCCAGCAUUACAACUACAUGGAGAACGGGACCCACUUCAGUUUUGUUGUGCCAUUUUCAUCCCCUGAUGUUGCCGUAGAGGCCAUUGAAUCAUCCUCUAUCAGGAGCAGGCUUGAUGUGACACUAAAUAAUCCAGAGACAAAUGCCCAAAUUAAAGAGUUCUCUGUGGCUUGCAGUUUUCCCUCAACAAUAACUGAAUGCUUUCCAAAUGGAACAAUGACUGCUUUGGCUCUAAAACUGGAGUCAGUCCCCUCUCUGAACCCCAGCAAGCUCACCCUCGAAGACCCAUCCUGUGGCCCAGUCCACAGCAACGAUCGCUAUGCCUUCUUUGUCUUCACAGUGAAUUCAUGUGGCACAAAAAGGAAGUUCAUGUCCAAUGCCAUGCUGUAUGAAAACGAGAUCUCCCUGCCAGAUGAAGUUCUAACGAAAAAGGGCCAGACGUCAGAGGAACCGGAGUAUCAUUUAAAGGUCUCUUGUGUCUAUGACAUCAACACAAGUCAGGCUGUGGCCUUUAACACCAGACCUCGCAGGAGUGAGCCUUACGCUGAGAACUCAAAAGGCCAGCUGCAAGUUGUAAUGCAUCUUGCUUUGGAUGACUCCUACAGCAAGCUUCAGAACUUUGAAGACUACCCCAUAGCAAAAUAUCUACAACAGCCACUGUAUUUUGAGGUUGAGCUGCUCAAAUCUGCAAACCCUCUGGUGUCCCUGGAGCUGGAAAACUGCUGGGCAACACAGCAAGAGGACAGGACAUCCCAGCCCAGAUGGAAUCUCAUCAUUAAUGGCUGCCCAAACCCAGUUGACCCAUACCAGGUAGUCUACCAUCCUGUUUGGGCUGAUGCCAGGGUUAGGUAUCCCUCCCACUUCAAGCGGUUUGAGGUCCAGAUGUUUGCCUUUGCUGAUGGAAAAGAUGACUUGAGUACCAAGCUCUUUGUGCAUUGUGACGUUGUGAUCUGUGACACAAAGAAUCCCAUUGAUGGAGUCUGUGGUCGGCGAUGUCCUAACGCUGAACAAAGGACAAAAGGUUAAAGGUGUUGUCUCACAAGUCUACAGCUUUGAAUAUGUUUCUGUUGGACCAAUGUACCUCAGUCAUUUAAAAAUAAAAAAAAUUAUUUUUAAA